Telopea speciosissima is the source of this 1566-nucleotide messenger RNA. Its product is annotated as ankyrin repeat-containing protein ITN1-like. Lineage: Eukaryota; Viridiplantae; Streptophyta; Magnoliopsida; Proteales; Proteaceae. The coding region runs from base 1 to 1566 and encodes 521 amino acids. The transcript is spliced from 3 exons. Gene Ontology annotation, molecular function: protein binding. The record is from RefSeq and is a predicted model, not a curated record.
AUGGAGAGUUAUAUGAGUCCAAGACUCUACAAGGCAGCGGCAACAGGAGAUGUUCAUUAUCUAUCCUCAAAUGAAAUCUCUGAGGAGUUAAUCCUAUCCUCAGAUACAGAAUCCGAGGAGAGGAAAGAGAGGCUUAGACGCCAUCUCCUCUGUUUGACACACGAGAAAAACAAUUGCCUGCACAUAGCAGCGAGGUUUGGAUAUAAAGCGUUUGUGGAGAGAGUUCUUACUCUUUGCCCUUCCCUUGUAUAUCACCAAAACAAGAGAGGAGACAACCCACUUCAUGUUGCUGCCAGGGCUGGUCACCUUCGCAUCGUCGAACUGCUUACCGAUUCCUUUAAGAAGCUUCAGUCUCCUCAAAGUACAGAAAAUAAUAGAGCAGUAACCGGAGAGGGGAACAAUGAGAACAACACAGAACCUCCUCGCACUUCUCAGAGUCAAAGUAGCACUAGAAAUAGUGCAACUACAGGAGAUGAUAUAACUUUAGGGAGUAGUAGUACAGGCGAAAUAGUAAAUGGGAUAACAUCAUCAGAAAAGCCUUCACUGCCAAUAUGGAGAACUGAAAACAAUUAUGGCAACACCGCUCUCCAUGAAGCGUUACUGAGCAAACACAAAAAGGUGGCAUUCCAUUUACUGGAUCUGAACAGUGAACUGGUCAUCCUUGUUGUCAAUACUAAAGGUGAGAGUCCGUUGUACCUGGCUGCUGAAGCUGGCUUUGUCACCGUUGUAGAUAAGAUCCUUGGUGCAGGCGGGAGGAACAACGUUGUUGGACCGAUGGGUCAGACUGCCUUACAUGCCAGAAUCACCACGUGGGCGUUGAGAAAAAAUGGGGCACCUCGGGGUAGAGUUCGCCCCUUAAUGCGCCUUCCUAUUUGGGAUCCAAACAGCGUCAGCACAACCGCGAAAUACACGAACAUGACAAAAGCGGCCAACACGAUGUCGGUGGACGCAGCAACGGCAACGGUGCAAGACACGGACAUGACACAAUUGGCAAACACGAUGUCUGUGGUGGCAGCACUCCUUGUUACAAUAAUUUUUGCAGCAGCUUUUACAAUACCUGGCGGUUUGAAGGUCGAUGGUUCUGGUUCUCCAUCACUCAUACACAAGCCAACCCUAAUAAUCUUCUGCAUUUCAAACACAAUUGCCAUGUGUUUCUCAAUGGCGGCGCUACUUCCAUUCCUCCUUGCCACGUUCAGCUUCAGUCACAGCGUUUCCUCAAGAUCAACAAUCUAUCAAAGUACGUUUAUAAUUUUCGGCGCAGCCUGCUCAGCAAUGAUUGCUUUUAUUUCAGGUUUUUACGCGGUGAUAUCAAUUGAGUCUACGUGGUUGGGAAUUGUUGUUUGCAUCAUAGGCUCUAGCUUACCCAUUCUUGUGAAGUGGACGCAACACGCGGAUUCGAUCGUUACUACAACUCUACGCGUUCCUGCUGUUGAGGCAAAUAAAAUGGGAUCUGACUCACCUCCAACCGUGGCAGGAGCUGGAAAUGAUCCAAACAACCAUGUUUUUGUUGGACUGAAUCCUUCAAUUCCUACUAUGGCUGGAGGAGAGCCCAAUACAAUAAAAUGA